AUGUUGGACGGCAAACAAGAUUUAGUUUACGAUAACCCCUCACAGCCCUUUGUCGGUGUGUGCUUUGUUCUCCUCGGAUGCGACUCCAUUAAGAAAGACAAGUUUCGGCGGAAGCUUUUAGAAGGUGGAGGGGUUGAUGCUGGUAAUUAUGAUCCGAACUGCACUCACGUGAUUGUUGACAAGCUUAUUUAUGAUGAUCCCAUAUGCAUUGCUGCACGUAGAAAUGGGAAGACGUUGGUGACUUGCCUAUGGAUUGAUCAUAGUUUUGAUGUGGGAAUGCCUGUCGAUUCCACCUCUGUCAUGUAUAGGCCUCCAAGAGAUUUGAACGGGAUUCCAGGUGCCAAUUCUCUGAUUGUUUGCUUGACUGGAUAUCAACGGCAGGACCGAGACGACAUCAUGACCAUGGUCAGCUUGAUGGGUGCAAAUUUUUCAAAGCCAUUGGUUGCUAACAAGGUUACUCAUCUGAUAUGCUACAAAUUUGAGGGGGAGAAAUAUCAGCUUGCCAAGAAAAUGAAGAAGAUAAAGCUUGUUAACCAUCGUUGGUUGGAAGAUUGUUUGAGGACUUGGGAACUUCUUCCUGAAGAUGAAUAUGAUAAGAGUGGGUAUGAAUUGGAGAUGAUGGAAGCUGAAGCCAAGGAUUCUGAUGAAGAGACAGAAGACAUGGCUACUAUGAAAGAUGCAGAAAGAAAGGUUGGCAGUGCUCUGAAUACACAAACAGAGAUGAAAAGUCCUUAUGAGUCAGUAGUGAAGCAGGAAGUCUCAAGAAACAGCUUAAAUUUAAGUGCAUCUAAAAGUUUGACAAAUAUUGGCAACAGCAAUGAGGUCCAAUCUACUCUUGGAAAGGAGGUGAACUUUGAUCAAUCUUUGUUUUCUAAAGAAACUCGUAAUAAGCAUCUUGAAAUGCUAGGCCCUUGCAGUGCCAGAAGUCCUGGAAAGAUAUCCUCUGAUGUGCCAUCGGGUACAAGGUUUCUUGAAAAACUUGAAAAUGACUUGGCUUCCUCAUCUAAAAGUGCUAAAAGGUCUCCUAAUACUGUCGUGUCAAAAUUAAGUGAGAAUAGUUAUUCCAGGAAAACUUCAGGGAAGCCUAGUCUCCUGCUAUUCUCUGAAAGAAUUGGAAGUAAUGCAGGAAAUACUUCUACCUCGAAUGCAGAUGAACUUAGAGCGAGUAGUGGUUUUAACAUGUCCUACUUGGAGAAGCACCAGGAUGGAGCUGGUUUUGAUAGAGUAAAAAUACCUUCAAAGAGACCUGCAUUGUUCCUUGACUGGGAGCAAACUACAACGUUGCCUGAGAAGAGGGAAAUGACAGUCUUGGAUGGUAGUUCCAAAUCAGUAAAGAUGAGCAAUGAUCCAAAAAUGGUAGUGGGAUAUGAAUCGUUGGCAAAGAGAACAGAAGGGUUGGUGUCUGAAUCUUUGGUUGGUAAUUCACAUGCGUUGGCUGGUCAUAUUUCUCCUGUACAUAAUUUGGGUGAGGAAGCUGAUUUGAACCCUAUGGAAGCUGUUAACAUUUAUAGAAUUGCCAUAUCAGGGGCUAGGCAAGAAUGCAGCGAGAAACCGAUGCAACAUACUUGCAAGGGAUUGGAAAUGAGGGGCUUGUCCUGCAAUUUGGAUGCAAAAGACCUUUGUUCGAGCAGAACAGAAAGAUCCACUGAUGUAGUUGAGAUGCAGCAAAGUAAUCUACAAAAUAUUGAACAAUCAUCUUCUAGAGCUAAUGUAUCAGAUGUGGAAAAAAUCAAUGUCCAGGUUGAUUUGGACUUUCCAAAGGAAGGACAUACUGGCCCUCUAUCAAAAUUACUUGGGAGAAAGAUGCUCGCGAAAAAGACAUCUGGUUCUAGAUCGAGUAUCAGUAAAGGAAACAUAACGAAACCUAAAGGUUCUAUCAGCCUUAAUAAAGUCGUCUCACCGAAUGAUUCUGCAAGGUAUUCAAUCGGAGCGGUAUCAAAGGAAGGCUAUGAGAAAGUUGCUAGUACUGAGAAGGUUCAGAUAGCUUGUACUGAUAAAGAUGGACAUGUGGAUGAUGAAACUGAAGCUCCAGAGGACAAUGAGGAACGUGAAUUUGAUGUGGCAGGUGACAAACAGAGGUCUACUGGAGUUGAAGUUCCUCAUUCAGAAAAUGUGCGUGCAGAUGAAAGGGUAGAUGUUACUGAUGUAGCCAAGCGAGCUGAUGGAACCGUUAAAGGAGUGAAGAAAAAGGAUGCAAAAUCUGGGGCAAAUGAAAAUGACACUGAAGUUAAUAAGGCCGUUUGUGACAACAAAACUGGAUUGAGCAAAUCAAGACCUGCAAAGGAUGCUGGAGAGAGAAAAGUAACCAGGGGAAAGAAGCAUAGUUUAACUAAAACUAAGACUAAGGCAUCUUUAGCAAUGGAAAAAUUGGAGAAUCCUCAGGAGGAUGCUCAGAAGGAUGGAUCCAACACCAAACAGGAUGAAGAGAAGACAGAGGCAGAUGACAAAGAAACUAUUUGUGGCACUGAAGUUAAUAAGUCUGUUUGUGGCAAGACAACUGGAUUGAGUGAAUCAACACUUGUAAAGGAUGCUGGAGAGAGAAAAGUAACCGAAGGAAAGAAGCAAAGUUUAACUAAAAGUAAGACUAAGGCAUCUUUAACGACAAACAAGUUGGAGAGACAUCCGGAGGAUGCUCAGAAGGAUGGAUCCAAUACCAAACAGGAUGAAGAGAAGAAAGAGGCUGAUGACAAAGAAACUAUUUCUUUGGCUGAUAAAACCAAGGCAAGAACACUGAAAAUGGAUGCAAAAUCUGGGGCAAAUGAAAAUGACGCUGAAAUUAAUAACUCUUUUGGUGGCAAGAAAACUGGAUUGAGUGAAUCAAGAUCUGUAGAGGAUGCUAGAGAGGGAAAAGUAACCAAGAGAAAGAAGCAUAGUUUAACUAAAACUAAGAAUAAGGCGUCUUUAAUGACAGAAAUGUUGGAGAGUCUUCAGGAUGAUGCUCAGAAGGAUGGAUCCAACACCAAACAGAAUGUAGAGAAGACACAGGCAGAUGAUGAAGAAACUAUCUCCUUGAUUGAUAAAACCAAGGCAAGACCAUCCAAGAAGUUAAAAUGCUCUAUAAAUGUAGAGAAGGAAAAUGAAACUGUUACUGUUGGGGGUCAAAAUGUGAGCAUGGAUACAAAAGCAGCUGGGGAAUUGGCGCUUGGAUCUUCUAAAAAGCCUCUGAAAAGUGGGAUGAACAUAGCUCACUCAGAUUCAGUCGUAAAGGCGAAUAGUGAACCUGCAUGUUUUAUAUUGAGUGGGCAUAAGCUACAAAGGAAGAAGUUUCGGCAGGUUUUAAGGCAUUUGAAAGGACGAGUAUGCAGAGAUUCUCACCAGUGGUCAUAUCAGGCUACACAUUUCCUUGUUCCCGACCCUAUAAGAAGAACUGAAAAGCUUUUUGCUGCUGCGGCAUCUGGAAGUUGGAUUCUGAAGACGGAUUACUUAACGGCUAGCAAUGAGGCUGGAAGGUUUUUGGCAGAGGAGCCAUACGAAUGGCACGAGAAAUGCUUGAGUGAAGAUGGUGCAAUCAACUUAGAGGCUCCAAGGAAGUGGCGUCUCUUGAGGGAGAGAACUGGUCAUGGUGCAUUUUAUGGAAUGCAUAUCAUCAUAUAUGGAGAAUGCAUAGCCCCUCCUUUGGACACUUUGAAACGUGUUGUGAAGGCUGGAGAUGGGACCAUAUUGGCAACUUCACCCCCUUACACGCGCUUUCUCAAAUCAAAGGUCGAUUUUGCCAUUGUUAGUCCCGGCAUUCCACGUAUAGAUAUGUGGGUUCAGGAGUUCCUAAGACAUGAAAUACCUUGUGUAGUAGCCGACUAUUUGGUAGAGUAUGUCUGCAAGCCCGGUUAUUCCCUAGAACGGCAUGUACAAUAUAAUACCCAUGCUUGGGCUGAGAAGUCACUCAACAACCUAGUAAAUUGCAUGGAAGAGGUCGUUGAGGAUGUGAGAACACCUGAAAAUGAUGAUUUAGCAUGUACUGUGUGUGGGUCUUGUGAUCGAGGCGAUGAAAUGCUUAUUUGUGGUGACGAUAGUGGUUCGGCUGGGUGUGGCAUUGGUACCCAUAUUGAUUGCUGUGAUCCUCCACUAGAAGAUGUUCCAGAGGAGGACUGGUUUUGCACAGAGUGUAGAAAGAAGAGAGCAAGUAUUAGAAAGAGUCCUAGAAAAAGGCCCUACAAAUCUAAGAACUAA
This is a messenger RNA of Fraxinus pennsylvanica, 4167 nucleotides long. The record is from the annotation of a GenBank genome assembly. Lineage: Eukaryota; Viridiplantae; Streptophyta; Magnoliopsida; Lamiales; Oleaceae.